Hydractinia symbiolongicarpus is the source of this 1824-nucleotide messenger RNA. Its product is annotated as serum response factor-like. Gene Ontology annotation, biological process: positive regulation of transcription by RNA polymerase II. The transcript has 4 exons. The coding region runs from base 101 to 1510 and encodes 469 amino acids. Gene Ontology annotation, molecular function: protein dimerization activity; RNA polymerase II cis-regulatory region sequence-specific DNA binding; DNA-binding transcription factor activity, RNA polymerase II-specific. The record is from RefSeq and is a predicted model, not a curated record. NCBI's taxonomy places the organism in Eukaryota, Metazoa, Cnidaria, Hydrozoa, Anthoathecata, Hydractiniidae.
UUUACACCACACCUUUAUGGUAAGAAGCAGUCCAUAUAUAACACUUAUUACCUGACCAUAUAUAAAAAUUUAAACCAGCCAUAAUAGGAAUAAGCGUCAAAUGCAGAAUAUUGGUUUGGCAGAGUAUACCAGUGCAGGCGAGACGAUAGUAGUCCAACAAAAGAGUCAGUUGCUUAAUCGAAGCGAUGGACACAAUGUACAACAACAACAAAGCCAAAGAAGCUUUACACAGCCCCUUAUCGUGGAUGAAACGAAGCAGUAUAUGGAUGGCUUGGUACCUGAAGAUGAAAAUGAUACUGACGAAGAAAUGAAAGUUAGCAAGCUGUCUGAGUUGGAGGAAGCAAAGAAACGUGGUAAAAAAACAAGAGGAAGAGUGAAAAUAAAAAUGGAGUUUAUCCAGAACAAAUUGAGAAGAUACACAACUUUUAGUAAAAGAAAAACAGGAAUAAUGAAGAAGGCCUAUGAAUUAAGUACACUGACUGGGACGCAAGUUAUGUUAUUGGUUGCGUCUGAGACAGGACAUGUGUAUACAUUUGCUACUCGGAAGCUGCAACCCAUGAUUACAUCGGAAAGUGGGAAAGCUCUUAUUCAAACCUGCUUGAACUCACCUGAUCCGUCACCUGCAAAUGCUUUGCAACAGACUGUCCAGCAAGCGCAAGUACCCAUCAUGAAUCCACCACCCGUUGUACAUAAUCCAUCGCCACCUAUUCAAGUAACUCUGUCUGGUGCCAGUGAGCAAAGAAUGUCACAAACAGGUUACGAAGAGCCCGAUCUUCAAUAUGCGAAUUCUGAAGACGAGUUAAAGAUUGUACAGUCAUCUUCGUCAGGUGCGUCAAUUCAAUACGUGGGUCAAUCGGCACAGUCCUUCCCCGUAACAACUUUUAUUACCCCAGCUUCACAAGGCCAGUCCUCAAAACAAGUACCGGUUACGUACGCAGUUCAGCCUGUAGGUGGUAUCACGACUAUAUUUUCUCCCAAUGGGGUGUCGUCCAAUUCAUCUUCACCUGCUGUGCAAUUGCAAGCAUCACAGAUUACACAACAGCCACCACCAAGAAUCCUUUCUGGUCAACUGCAAUUGCAUCGUAUUCACCCUCAAAACAUUAUUCUGACCGGCAACUCGCCAAGUUUGCAAUCCAACCAUAUCAUUCUAAAUCCAUCGGCAAGCCCGUCGUCCUCUCUUGUUGUCGCUAACGCGGAUGAAAAACAUAAAAUGAAUGCUACAACGCAUCAGCAAGACGUCAUAACGCUUGUUAAUUCCGACCUGUCGAGCACUCAACCUCUCCAAAUGGUUUAUAAUCCAGGCAGUGGCGUAUUAUACGCCCCGCAGUCGGGCGCUUUUAAACGCAGUAGUAAUCAACACGAAACUAACGCAGAUGUUGUAUCCCUGCAGCAUACACCUGUUAUACAAACCGCUAGCCUGCAGCCGGAGACUUCUACAGCGAUUAUCAACAGGGGUGAAGGAAGUACCCUGUUGAUUCGUGAUAAUGAUCAUGGCAGAACAGCGAAGUGAUGUCUGUGUUUUUGUGCACUUGCAAAACAAGUAUUUUCUAAAUGGAUAACCUUUCGCACGUUUAUGCUUCAAUAAAUUUUAAAUUGUUUUUAAUGGAUUCUUUCGGUUGCUCUCUUGGUGUGUUGAGAAUUUUUUAAAGCUUGUUUUGCGCUUUCAAACAUGUAAUAUAAAAGCUUUGUUACCCGGACUGGCAUUUUAAUAGUCAUGAUUGGUUAUAAUUUUGUAAAAUUUUUAAUUAACUCAUUUUAUACCUGUGUUCUUCAGUUGAUUCGUUAAAGAUAGAAAAGAAGUAACGCUGCUGGCAGUGUUUUUAA